Messenger RNA from Australozyma saopauloensis, 1338 nucleotides. RefSeq names its product cyclin-dependent serine/threonine protein kinase (gene SSN3). The coding region runs from base 1 to 1338 and encodes 445 amino acids. Gene Ontology annotation, molecular function: ATP binding; cyclin-dependent protein serine/threonine kinase activity. The record is from RefSeq and is a predicted model, not a curated record. Gene Ontology annotation, cellular component: mediator complex; nucleus. Gene Ontology annotation, biological process: protein phosphorylation. NCBI's taxonomy places the organism in Eukaryota, Fungi, Ascomycota, Pichiomycetes, Serinales, Metschnikowiaceae. The transcript has a single exon.
AUGGCGUCCUCUCUACUAACCAUCGGUCCCUAUAGGCAUCGUAAGGACGUUAGCAGACAGCAGGUGCUACUGAAGUAUCUGAUUUUGGGAUACAUUGCUGCUGGAACUUAUGGUAAAGUGUAUAAAGCACGGUACAAGACUGUGUUGGGAAAUGAGGGUGAUGAAUCCGAUCAUGUUGAGGCAGUAGAUCCACUCAGAAUGCCCCCUAAGUUUGAUGUCAAUACUGGGGACGAAGAUGUUCAAUUCUUUGCCAUCAAGAAGUUCAAAAGCGACAACCAUCUGUCUGCUAAAGCCGCGGGAGCAGCCGGACAAAACGGACAUGACAUAAACGGAAACGAAAUAGUGCACUACACGGGUAUCUCGCAAUCUGCUAUUCGUGAGAUGUCUCUUUGUCGAGAGCUCAACCACAAGAACAUUACCAAGCUUAUGGAGAUUAUACUAGAGAACAAGUCAAUCUACAUGAUCUUUGAAUUCUUCGAGCAUGAUCUUCUUCAAAUCAUUCAUUCUCACUCGCAUCCCGAGAUCAAGCCAAUUCCUGAACAUACUGUGAAGUCAUUGAUAUGGCAGGUCCUCAAUGGAGUCACAUUCUUGCACAAGAACUGGAUCGUCCAUCGAGAUUUAAAGCCUGCUAACAUCAUGGUGUCAAGCGAUGGAGUAGUGAAAAUCGGAGAUCUUGGACUUGCCAGAAAGUUCAAUAAUCCACUACAGAGUCUUUAUACUGGUGAUAAAGUCGUCGUUACCAUUUGGUACCGUGCUCCUGAGCUUCUAUUAGGUGCUCGCUACUACACCCCUGCUAUCGAUCUUUGGGCAGUGGGCUGCAUUCUUGCUGAGCUUCUAUCUUUGCGACCCAUCUUUAAGGGAGAAGAGGCAAAGAUUGACCUCAACAACAAGAAAACGAUACCUUUCCAAAAAAGUCAACUUCAGAAGAUAUUUGAGAUAUUGGGGACACCAACGACAGAAAUGUGGCCCAAUAUCCAGAAAUACCCGGACUUUUUCAUAUUCCACCAGUUGUUUGUUCAUGGGAACCCUACAACCUACUCGCCUAAUCUCUCGAAAUGGUACAAUGUAAUUGGGGGCAAAAACAAGAAUUGCCUUGGCUUGUUGCGAGACUUAUUUCAAUAUGAUCCAUCGCUCCGUAUUUCUGCAGAUGAAGCUCUUGUACAUCCGUUUUUCCUAGAAAACUCCAAGGUACGCGAGAAUGCUUUUGAAGGAUUAAACGUGAAAUAUCCCAGACGUCGUAUCUAUACAGAUGACAUUGAUAUCACAUCUCAUAACAAUAAUUUCAACACUGGCAAGAGGCAUAAUGACGAGGCAGCAGGCAGAAAGAGAGCACGGUAG